This is a messenger RNA of Corvus hawaiiensis (hawaiian crow), 1892 nucleotides long. RefSeq names its product archaelysin family metallopeptidase 1 (gene AMZ1). The transcript has 7 exons. Bases 245 to 1756 code for a protein of 503 amino acids. Gene Ontology annotation, molecular function: metallopeptidase activity. Gene Ontology annotation, biological process: proteolysis. Lineage: Eukaryota; Metazoa; Chordata; Aves; Passeriformes; Corvidae. The record is from RefSeq and is a predicted model, not a curated record.
GGAGGCGGCUCUGGGCGGCCGCUCGGCGAAUCCCGCGGGCUCCCGGCGCCGGGGCCGAGCCCCCCUUUGCUCCCCCUUUUCCUCCUCCUCCUCCUCCUGCUGCUCCUCCUGCCGCCGCCGCCGCCGCUGCCGGGCUCCGCUCCGCCUCGCCAGCCCCGAGCCGGGUGCCCCGGCCCUGCCGCUCCUCCCGGCCUCCGCAGUCCCGGCCCGGCGGGCGGCAGUGCCCGCCGUGGGUGCCCCGGCCAUGCUGCAGUGCAAACACGCGCAGGAGUUCAGCUUCGGGCCCCGCGCUCUGAAGGAUGCGCUCAUCUCCACCAACCCCGCGCUGCAGGAGCUCUAUGCCAAGGCCUUCUCCAGGGCGGAGAAGCUGUUCCUGUCCGAGGCCUACAACCCCCAGCGGACGCUGUUCUGCACGCUGCUCAUCCGCACGGCCUUCGACUGGCUGCUCAGCCACCCCGAUGCCCCCGAGGACUUCGAGACCUUCUACCAUGCCAUGCUGAGGAGGAAGCAGAACUUCUAUCGAAAGCACAUUUACCUGCAGCCUAUAGACUUAAUCGAAGGGCCUGCGGGACUCUCGCUGCUGGAUUCCCUCCAGAGCUGUGUGGAGUCUUUCUUCCUGGGUCUGCGUGUGAAGUGCCUUCCCUCCAUCCCAGUCUCUUCCAUUCACUGCUGCUUCCGCCACAGCCAGGACUCGGACAGGGUGCAGCUCCACGCAGAUGGGAUCCUGAAUUUCCUGAAGAACAAUAAGCCCAUGGAUGCCCUGUGUGUCCUUGGACUCACUCUGCUGGACCUUUACCCAUGUGAGACCUGGAGCUUCACAUUCAGCAAAUUCCUGCCAGGACAAGAAGUGGGAGUCUGCAGCUUUGCCAGGUUUUCUGGGGAUUUCCCCCAGGCUGGUUGUAGCAGCUUGAACCCACCCACACAGAAGGAAGAGCUGUGUGAAGUCAGCAAGGAGGGCAGAGACCGGACCUUGCAGUUCAGUGCCCAGGAGAUGGUCCAGUGCUGUAAGGUGACCUGUCAUGAGAUCUGCCACCUGAUGGGGCUGGGGACGUGCCGCUGGCUGCAGUGCAUCAUGCAGGGCGCCCUGAGCCUGGACGAGGCCCUGCUGCGGCCCCUGGAGCCGUGUCCCAUCUGCCUGCGGAAGCUGCAGCACGUCGUGGGCUUCAAACUCAUCGAGCGCUACAGGAAGCUCUAUUCUUGGACACAGACUGUGCUGUCCACGUGGCCAAGGCAGGAGUCAGCAGAGCUGUCUGCCUCAGAGGACAUCCUCCCGUUCAGCUCCGACUCUGGGAUGUGCUGCGAGAACGACUCCGAGGCUGUGACCUCCCUGUCCGAGCCGCUGACCCCCGACACCUGCAGCCAGGGCCUGUCCAUCGGGCCGGAGCUGGAGCAGGACGAGCAGCCGAGCUUGCUGCCGGAGGCGCAGGGCCAGCCCCGGCUCCCCGGGCACACCAAGGCCACGGACACCAUCAAGGAUUACGAGCUGUGGCUGGAGAUGUGCAUUGCUGCCCUAGAGAGGAACGUCUCUGAGGAGGAACUGGCUCAAGUGGACAGGACCGUGGAUGCCCUGGCUAAGUGGGAAAUGUUUACAGGACAACUGCCUGCUAUGCGGAAGGACCUGCCCUUUGCUAGGGACACCACCGGGCUACGAAAAGUUCUUGGAGACAAAUUUUCCUCCUUGCGGAGGAAACUGAGCUCCAGAAAACUGUCCAAAGGGGAAUCAUCCCCUCAUCGCUGGCGGUGGGAGGACAAUUAGGCUGGGGCUGCCUUGGGCUGGCUUUGUUCACGUCACUGCCCUGCUUCCAGCCUUCCUCACCCCAAGUUGUUGCUGUCUAAGAGAAACAGCAACUCCCCCCAGGAAUAAAAGGUGUUUUGUUUUCUGAGAUUGCUAA